Messenger RNA from Ascochyta rabiei, 1083 nucleotides. RefSeq lists its product as uncharacterized. Bases 1 to 1083 code for a protein of 360 amino acids. Lineage: Eukaryota; Fungi; Ascomycota; Dothideomycetes; Pleosporales; Didymellaceae. Gene Ontology annotation, molecular function: oxidoreductase activity. The transcript has a single exon. The record is from RefSeq and is a predicted model, not a curated record.
AUGGCUACUGAAACCAUCACUGCAGCGCACGAGGCGGUGCAGCACGAACCCAAGCUUGUUGAUGGCAUCUUUACCUACUAUGAUGGACCCAGACCCCAGGUCGACGAUACGACCAUGCUAUGGGGCAACAAUAAACACUUGGUCACCAAGACGGAGUCCGUGACCGAUCUGCGCAGCCUCCCCAAGCCGCUAUCGGAGUACAAUCACGACGAAGAUGGUAUCCAAAUCCUACAUAUGUCCGAUGUCUCUGUACUCAAAGGCAAUUUGUACGAUCACGACUACGUGCAGAACCAUUACCGACAGGAACUGGGACAGUUUGUCAAGGAGAAGCUGGGCUUACGCCACUGCAUUCUCUGGGGCCAUCUUGUCCGCGAUGUGCCCCGAGAGGUGCACACCAAAGUCGGCGAAAAGCAAGUUGCUUUCCCCACAGCUUCUGGUACGACGGCUUUCCAUCUUGCCCACGUAGACUUCUCACCAGCCGGUUCUCGCGCCUUCCUGCGCUCUGCAGGCACACCGGACUACUUCGAGAUCCUCAACAACUCAUAUAUCCCCAACGAGGAUCGAGCCAGCUUUUUCGCCCUCCGCGAGAAGAUCAUCGCCGCCGAGGAGACUGCUAUGCACAAAGUCGGCAUCGACCCCGAAGCUGAAAAGGAGGGACAAGGCGGUCACUGGAGCUGGGACGGUAGUGGCUACGAGGGCCCACGCUACGGCGUCGCAACGCUCUGGCAGCCUCUUGACGAGGUCAAGCGCGAUCCUGUCGCCUUCUCCCUGUCUCCAGACCGCGACUUUAAGUACGUUGGUCUCCACCGCAAGUACCAUCAGCUCGGCCACGAUUCCAUGGGCGAGUUCUACUUUGAAAAUAUGCUUGUGCGCCCCGACCCCCCGCAGAGCUGGGCGUACAUCAGCAAUCAGACACCCGAAGAGAUUCUCUUCAUCAAGUUUUACGAUACCGAGGCAGUGAAGAAGGGUGAUGGCAGUGCUAAGAGCAUGAGAGUCCACGGCGCUUUCCAUCUUCCUGGUACUGAGCAUUUACCUCCUAGGCGAUCCAUUGAGACUAAGUUGUUCUUUAUGUAUGAGGACUAA